CGCGGGGUCGUGACGCAACAGCAGCAUUUAGCUCUGCGCGAGCGGCGCGCCUGAACGCGUCAUUGCGAUUCGAGAGGUGUAUUUUGUAAACCGGCUUGGGCUCGGUUAGAGUGCGAGUCGUUCUCCUCUUUCGAGCCCUGAGGAAGAAACGGAGGAGCCGUUCGCGGCGGGACCUCCUUCGCUUGCCACCAUGAUGAGGCGCAGCAGGGCGGAAAUAGACCGCUAUGUCUCCUCGUUGCAGGCCUCGGCCCCUUCUCCCAGAGAAAAAUCCAUGAAAGGAUUCUUUUUUGCUAAGCUGUAUUAUGAAGCAAAGGAAUACGAACUUGCUAAAAGGUACAUAUCUACAUAUCUCAGUGUCCAAGAAAGAGAUCCCAAGGCUCACAAAUUCUUGGGACAACUCUAUGAAGCUGAAGAAAACAUAGAGAAAGCUGUAGGCUGUUAUAAGCGUUCUGUGGAGUUGAACCCAACACAGAAAGAGCUCGUAUUGAAGAUUGCAGAACUUCUAUGCAGUAAUGACAUUACUGAUGGAAGAGCAAAAUACUGGGUUGACAGAGCAGCCAAGCUCUUUCCUGGAAGCCUUACAGUUUUUCGACUAAGGGAACGCCUGUUGGAUGGGAAGAGCGAGGAUGGGUGGAACCAGCUUUUUGACUUGAUCCAGUCAGAGUUGUAUGCCAGACCAGAUGAUGUUUAUGUUAACAUUAGAUUAGUAAAGCUGUACAUGUCAAACAAAAAUCUUGCAGAUGCUGUGGCACACUGUCAAGAAGCAGAGAAAAGAAUAUCCUUGCAAUCAAGCUUGGAAUGGUGUUCAUGUGUUGUACAAACACUUAAGGAAUAUCUUGAAUCUGCACAGGAUUCUGAAUCUGAUAAAUCUAGUUGGAGAAAGACCCAUCGGGAUCUCUUGUUGGCUUACUCAAAUCUGGUUGUAAUGACACUUUCGAACAGAGAUGUAGAAGAAAGCAGAGAAUCACUUCAAAGCUUUGAUCAUGCACUUCAUUCAGUGAAAGCUCAUGCAGCUGGAGGUGAUGAACUUUCUGUAACUUUCCUUGAAAUGAAAGGCCACUUCUACAUGCAUGCUGGAACUCUGCUGCUGAAAAUGGCCCAGGAAAGUGAAAUGCAGUGGAGGGCUGUUUUUGAAUUGGCAGUUUUGUGUUAUCUUCUAGCUUAUCAGGUUCCUAGACCAAAGUCAAAACUAAUAAAAGGAGAUCAAGCUGAACAGGAGAAGUUGGAAAUGUUAGCCUGUGACCGACAGAGCCAAUCUGGACAUAUGUUGCUAAACCUAAGCCAUGGCAAGCAGGAUUUUUUCAAGGAGAUUGUUGAAUCAUUUGCAAACAAAAGUGGGCAAUCUGCUUUAUUUGAUGCACUAUUUGGGAGUGGUUCUUCUAGAGAGAGCUCCUUCCUUGGCACAGAUGAUAUCAGAAAUGUUGGUGUACAGCCACCAGAAUGUAUAGAAUUAACUAGAUAUGAUAUUGGUGCUAUUAGAGCGCACAGUGGUAGUCUCCAACACCUCACAUGGCUUGGUCUGCACUGGAACUCCAUAUCAACUCUUCAAGCAAUGCGCAAAUGGUUAAAGCAGCUUUUCCAUUUGCCUCAGGAAACAUCAAGGCUUGAGACAAAUGCUCCUGAAUCAAUUUGCAUGUUGGACCUUGAAGUAUUUCUGCUUGGGGUGAUAUUCACCAGUCAUUUGCAGUUACAAGAGAAAUUUAAUACCAAGUAUACUGUACAUCAGCCUCAAAUGCUGCCACUGCCAGUAUGCAAACAACUUUGUACCGAGAGGCAGAGGGCUUGGUGGGAUGCUGUUUUCACUCUUGUUCACAAACGAGCUGUACCUGGGACAGCAGCAAAAAUGAGACUUCUGGUCCAACAUGAAAUAAGCAUCCUCAGAGCCUUAGGAAAACAUGGUCUUCAACCAGCUCUGAUUGUGCACUGGGCAAAAAGUCUCCUUAAAACAGGCUGUAGUCUUAAUUCUUUCUAUGACCAAAGGGAAUACAUUGGACGAAGUGUUUAUUACUGGAAAAAAGUUUUGCCAAUGCUUGAGACAAUCAAGAAGAAGAGAAGUAUUCCUGAACCAGUUAACCCUUUGUUCAAUCACUUUCACAGUGACGAUAUUCAGGUGUCUCAGGUUGAUGAAUAUCAAGAAGAAGCGCAAAUAGCAUUUGCUAUUUUGGAUGCUGUUGAUGGAAAAACAGAUGAUGCUCUGCAAGCAUUUGAAACUAUUAAAAACGUUGUCUCUUACUGGAAUCUUGCUCUAAUUUUCCAGAGGAAAGCUGAAGAGAUGGAAAAUGAUAGUCUGUCAUUAGAAGAACAAGAAGAAUGCAGAAACCAUCUGAAAAAGAGCAGAGACUACCUCAUAAAAAUAAUUGAUGAAAGCUGCAGCGAUACUUCAAAAAUUGAAAAGUUACCUGUAUCCAUAGAGAAAGUUAAGGAGAUGCUGGAUUGUGUUAUAGAAGAACUUGGAGAGAAUGGUGAAGAAAGAAAUCUUAUCCUAAACAAUGAUUUGAGCCAACCACCAGAAAUGGAAAUUAAACAUUCUACCCCGUCACCCACAAAAUUCUCUCUAUCUCCAAUUAAAAGCUACAAGUUCUCUCCCAAAACUCCCCCUCGCUGGGCAGAAGAUCAAAAAUCUCUACUUCAGAUGAUCUGUCAGCAAGUAGAAUCUAUCAAGAAUGAGAUGCAAGAAAUUAAACUUAACAAUUCUAAUGCAACCAUGUCACAGCGGUGGCCUGCUGAAAACUAUGCAACAGAUACCUUGUCAGAUGGCUAUCGAGCACAGAACUUUCAUGGCGCACCAUUAACUGUUGCUACAACAGGUCCAUCAGUCUACUACAACCCAUCACCAGCUUAUAAUUCCCAGUAUCUUUUACGAACUGCAGCCACAAAUGUGACACCCACAAAGGCUCCUGUCUAUGCCAUGAAUAGGCUUACACCUCAGCAACAUAUAUACACGUAUCAACAGCCAAUGCAUACUCCUCCAUUGCAGAACACUUCUGCUUGUAUGUUUCCACAAGAAAUGUACAGUACUCCACUACGUUUUGAUUCUCCAGCAACUGGAAUUUUGUCCCCUCGUGGUAAUGAGGACUACUAUAAUUAUAGCAUGCCACCAACCAGCACAAAUCCACCACUUCCUGAGCCAGGCUAUUUUACAAAACCUUCAAUAGCACCCCCAGUGUCCAGGUCUGCAGAGUCAAAAGUGAUAGAAUUCGGGAAGCCUGACUUUGGACAGCCUUUACCUCCAGUAGAGGGAGCUAAACCUUCGUUGAUAAGUUCUGCUCAGUCGGCUCAGUCAACCACUUUCAAAUUUAAUUCCAAUUUCAAAUCUAAUGAUGGUGAUUUUACUUUUUCAUCACCUCAAGUUGUAGCACAGGCUCAAAGCACAACCUAUAGUAAUAGUGACAGUCUCUUGGGCCUUCUGACGUCAGAUAAACCUAUCAAAGAGGAUCGGUACACUGCACAAAAGCCACUUACUGAAUAUGCCACUGGACAGCGCAACAUCUUCAGUUUUGGUGGCAAGAAUGCAUCAAGCAUUUCAUUUAUAGAUAAAAUGGGGCAAAAUCAACCCAAGCUCUCUGGUUUUAGUAAGGGUGAUGUGUUCAGCUUUCAGGAUCCUGGCAAACCCAUAUUUGGCACUCCACAUUCAGAUGUAGCAAACAGAAGUCAUGAAACAGAUGGAGGAAGUGUCUAUGCGGGUGAAGAAGAAGAUGAUGGCCCUCAUUUUGAACCUGUUGUGCCACUACCAGACAAGAUUGAAGUAAAAACAGGUGAAGAAGAUGAAGAAGAAAUGUUCUGCAACAGAGCAAAACUCUUUCGUUUUGAUGGUGAAUGCAAAGAGUGGAAAGAGAGAGGUGUUGGUAAUGUGAAAAUUCUGAGGCAUAAAAUAACUGGCAAAAUCCGACUACUUAUGAGACGGGAGCAAGUGCUGAAAAUUUGUGCAAAUCACUAUAUAAAUCCUGAUAUGACACUGAAACCAAAUGCUGGAUCAGACAAAUCAUUGGUGUGGCAUGCCUUGGACUAUGCAGAUGAGUCUCCAAAACCUGAGCAACUUGCAAUCAGAUUCAAAACCCCAGAGGAAGCUAUGCUUUUCAAACGGAAAUUUCAGGAAGCACAGAAUAGUUUGAAAGUCUCUGGAUCAAAUGAUAGUGAACAGGCUUCUCAGGAUACUGGGUCAUCAAGAGAAACUGCUGCUCAAGAUGCAAAAGGUUCUGGUAAAUCUGAUUCUGAAUUCCUGAGCUCUGGAUUCAACUUUAAGAUUGGAACAUCCACUGUCAGUGGUAGUUAUCAAGUUCCUGUUCCCAAUAUGAGCAAUUCAGCAAAAAACACUAAUACCAAAAGUACUUUUACAAUUACAUCAAGCGGAGCUACACCUGCAUCCUUCUCUUUUGGUAAGGAAGUGUCAGGAAUGCAUGCUACAUGUGGAUUUGGUGAACAGUUCAUGUUAAAGAAAGAUCAGUGGGAGUGCAACACGUGCUUAGUUAGAAAUAAAAUAACUGCACAGAAUUGUGUGGCAUGCCAGACUCCAAAUCCAUCUAAUAGGGAAGCACAGUCUGUGCUCCCGCCAACAGAAUCAGCUGUAUCUUUCAAACCCAGCACUGAAAGUGCACAAAGUACAUUUGGACUAGUUUCUGCUAAAAAGGAAAACCAGUGGGAAUGCAGGAGCUGUCUUGUGAAAAAUGAAGCCAAUGCAUCUCAUUGUAUUAGCUGUAAGAAUCCCAGUGGAACUAACAUGCCGGUGUUUGGUUCCCAAACCACAUUCAAGUUUGGCCAAACAGAUGCUCCAAAAGUCCUGCAGAGUGGAUUUGGCUCUGCUUUUUUGAAAAAGGAGGGCCAGUGGGACUGCAAUGUAUGUUUAGUAAGGAACGAAGGCUCUUCUCCAACGUGUGCAGCUUGUCAAACUCCAAAUCCAUCUAGUGAUGCUCCAGCUUUACCAGCUAGUGGUGCUCAGCUGCCUGCAUGUGGCUUCAAAAGCAAGUUAUCUGAACCCACUGGAGGACCACAGGGGACAGGCUUUAAAUGUGACAUAUCUGAGAAGGGUUUUAAGUUUGGCCAUCAUGCAGAGCAAGGGAAGUCUCCUGCCUUCACAUUUCAGAUUCCUGCUAGUACUGAAUCUAAGCCUGUGAAAGGAGGAUUUAAUUUUUCACUGCCUGUACCUCCUGGUGAAUUUAAAUUUGGUAUACAAGAGCCUAGUAAAGAUGUUGUAAAUGACCAACAGAAUAAAGAAGGUGGUCUUGAUGAAAGAGAGAAGGCAUUGGAAGAAACUGUGGUGAAAUCUCAUGAUAUAACUAGCAAACAGAAUAGCGAUUUGGUUUUUGGUCAACACAGCAGCACAUUCACUUUUGCUGACCUUGCAAAAACAUCUGUAGGUGAAGGAUUUCAGUUCGGUAAAAAAGAUCCAAAUUUCAAGGGCUUUACAGGUGCAGGUGAAAAGCUCUUCUCUUCUCAGGCUGCUAAAACUUCUUCCAAAACAAUUACUUCUGCUGAUCUUGAGAAGGAUGAUGACUCAUAUAAAACAGAAGACAACGAUGAUAUUCAUUUUGAUCCUGUUGUCCAGAUGCCAGAAAAAGUGGAACUUGUGACUGGCGAAGAAGAUGAGACAGUGUUGUAUUCACAAAGAGUAAAACUGUUUCGGUUUGAUGCAGAAACUAGCCAGUGGAAAGAACGUGGUGUGGGCAACUUGAAAAUCCUUACGAAUGAAGUUAAUGGUAAACUACGAAUCCUCAUGCGGCGUGAGCAGGUAUUUAAGGUUUGUGCGAACCACUGGAUCACAACCACCAUGAACUUGAAGCCUCUCUCUGGCUCAGACAAAGCUUGGAUGUGGUUAGCCAGUGACUUCUCUGAUGGUGAUGCAAAGCUGGAGCAAUUGGCAGCUAAAUUCAAAACUCCAGAGCAAGCUGAGGAAUUUAAAAUGAAAUUUGAAGAAUGUCAAAGGCUAUUGCUAGAUAUACCACUCCAGACCCCACACAAACUCAUAGAUACUGGGAAAACAGCUGAACUCAUACAGAAAGCAGAGGAAAUGAAAAGUGGUUUGAAAGAUCUCAAAACCUUCCUGACAGAUGAUAAAACUAAACUUGCAGAUGAAGAGAGAGAAAGCUCUGUGCCUGCAACAAACACUUCUGAUUUGGUUAUCAAGCCACAUGCUGAAAGCACUGGGCCUACACUAGAAUGGGACAACUAUGAUUUGCGUGGGGAAGCACUGGAUGAUAGUACAGAUAGUUCUGUGUAUGCUUUGCCUCGAGCAAGUAGCCCUGUGAGGAAAAAUCUAUUUAGGUUUGGGGAGUCUACCACAGGGUUUAACUUUAGUUUUAAAUCUGCAUUAAGUCCUUCAAAAUCUCCUUCCAAACAGAACCAAAGUAGGACUUCUAUAGGCACAGAUGAGGAGUCUGACGUUACCCAAGAAGAUGAAAGAGAUGGUCAGUAUUUUGAGCCAGUAGUACCUUUACCUGACCUUGUAGAAGUAACAAGUGGCGAAGAAAAUGAGAAAGUUGUCUUCAGUCACCGCGCUAAACUUUAUAGAUAUGACAAAGAUGCUAAGCAGUGGAAAGAGAGGGGUAUUGGGGAUAUAAAAGUCUUGCAAAACUAUGACACUAAACAAGUUCGUAUAGUCAUGAGAAGGGACCAGGUGUUAAAGCUUUGUGCCAAUCAUAGAAUAACCCCAGAUAUGAACAUCCAGAAAAUGAACGGCACAGAGCGGGCUUGGGUAUGGACUGCAUGUGACUUUGCAGAAGGAGAAAGAAAAAUUGAGCUCUUGGCUGUGCGAUUUAAGCUGCAAGACAUUGCUGACUCGUUUAAGCAAAUUUUUGAGGAAGCAAAACAUGCUCAAGAAAAAGACACCUUAAUCACACCACUCUCUUCACGUGCCAAUACUCCAAAGGAAUCUCCAUGUGGAAAGAUUGCUGUUGCAGUACUUGAAGAAACCACCAGGGAGAGAACCGAUUUAAAGCAGGAUGACGAAACUGUUAUACAAACCCCAGAGGCUUCAGCAGUGGUGGGCACUUCCGAAACACCAACAAAAGCAGUGGUUUCACCACCCAAAUUUGUGUUUGGCUCAGAAUCUGUCAAAAGUAUUUUUAGCAAUGAAAAAUCUAAGCUUUUCACAUUUGGAAACACAUCAGCAACAGGGUCUCUCUUUGGCUUCAGUUUUAACACUCCUCCCAAGAGCAAAAGUGAUAGCUCAGUAUGUCAUACCACGAAACAAAGAGAACCAGAGACCACAUAUGACACUACAACCUGCAAAGUUGCUGAAUGUCAGGAAGGUGGUGAUGCUGAUUGGAAACCCUCAGAUGGCAAAGGAGGAAUUCAAAUGGUGACCUCAAAAGCAGAAGGACUUCCUAAUUUUUCGUUUAAAACACUAGAAAAAGCAGUUGAGAUUAAGAAGGAACCAGAUGAAACAGUCACUUCAGAUGAUGUUUUCAUUGUAUACGAGUUAACCCCCACACCUGAGCAAAGAGCUCUUGCAGACUCCCUUAGAUUACCGCCAACAUUCUUCUGCUACAAGAACAAACCUGGGUAUCUAAGUGAAGAUGAUGAUGAUGAGGACUAUGAAACAGCUGUGAAAAGGCUUAAUGGAAAGUUGUAUCCUGAUGAAACUGAAGAACAUCCACAACUAAGAGAAAGUGAUACAAAUCGUCUCUGUUUAGCUGUCGAAGGAAAAAAUGAACCAGAAUGUGGAAGUGAGUGUGUUCUUGUCUGGGAAAAGAAACCAACUCCUAAAGAAAAGGCUAAAGCAGAGACCCUAAAGCUUCCUCCAACCUUUCUGUGUGGUAUUGGCAGCGACACUGAUGAAGACAAUAACUCUGAAGACUUUCAAACAGAACUUAAAAAAGUUCAAGAAACUAAAGAAGCUCAAGCAGAAGAAGUAACCAGUUCAACUGAUGAUAUGUGCCUCAUUAAGGAAGAAGUGCCUGUUGUAGCAGCCAGUAGACCUGAAGAACUGGAUUCUACUACUGAACCUACACAUACUAUGCAGACUUUAUUAGGAGCAGAUGACAAACCUGUUGAUUUGUCAACUAAAAAAGAAAGUGAUCCCAGUUCUACAACCUCUACAAACCAAGAAAACAAGCCUUUCUCAUUUGUCCUUGGUAAUGCACCUGGCUUGUCAUUUGCUGAUCUGGCAUCAAAUAAUUCUGGUGAUUUUGCUUUUGGUUCUAAAGCAGACAAAAACUUCAAGUGGGCAAAUACAGGAGCAACUGUUUUUGGAGGACAGACAGCUACUAAAGGAGAUAAUGAAGAUGAUGAAAGUGAUGAAGAAGUUGUACAUAGUGAUGAUAUUCAUUUUGAACCAAUUGUAUCACUGCCAGAGGUUGAGGUGAAGUCAGGAGAAGAAGAUGAAGAAAUUAUCUUCAAAGAGAGGGCAAAACUCUACAGAUGGGACAGAGAAGUCAAUCAAUGGAAAGAACGUGGUGUGGGUGAAAUUAAGAUUCUCUUCCAUACACAGAAGAAACUAUACCGAAUUUUAAUGAGAAGGGACAAAGUUUUCAAAGUCUGUGCAAAUCACAUGAUCACAAAAACAAUGGAUCUAAAGCCCUUGAAUACCUCAAACAAUGCUAUGGUUUGGACUGCAACAGAUUAUACUGAUGGUGAAGCUAAGAUAGAGCAGCUUGCUGUCAGAUUUAAAAGCCAAGAGCUGGCUGAUUCCUUCAAGAGGAAAUUUGAAGAAUGUCAGCUAAGCUUCUCAGAGUUACAGAAGAACCAUGUAUCCCUGGCAGCAGAAUUGUCAAAGGAAACUAACCCUAUAGUAUAUUUUGAAGUUUCUGCUGAUGACGAACCUCUAGGUCAUGUAACCAUAGAAUUGUUUUCAAAUAUUGUUCCACAAACUGCUGAGAACUUCAGGGCAUUAUGCACAGGAGAAAAAGGAUUUGGAUUCCAAAAUUCCAUGUUUCACAGAAUAAUCCCAGAUUUUAUCUGUCAAGGAGGUGAUAUCACUAGACAGGAUGGUACAGGUGGACAAUCUAUCUAUGGAGAUUCAUUUGAGGAUGAAAACUUUGAAAUAAAACACACUGGUCCUGGCUUACUAUCGAUGGCAAAUUGUGGCAGAGACACCAAUAAUUCUCAAUUCUUUAUCACUCUUAAAAAAGCAGAGCACUUGGACUUUAAACAUGUUGUCUUUGGGUUUGUAAAGGAUGGUAUGGAUGUUGUGAAAAAAAUAGCAUCUUUUGGUUCUCCUAAAGGAGUAGUGUCAAAAAGAAUUGUGAUUACAGACUGUGGGCAAAUAUAAAAUCAUUGCUAUGGCAUGUAUGCGGAUAGACUAAAAGAAAUCAAUGUUCAGCAGAUUUAGACAAAAUUAUGUUCAGCUUUUUUAAAAAAAUGAACAUUUCUGAUGUAUAAAUGUAAAGUUACAGCUUAUAGCUGAGUACUUUUUUAGUGUUUCAAUUGACUUUGCAUGUUGUGAAACAAAAGUUCAAACACUGGUAAAUUUCAGGUGUAUUUUUGUUUCCUCCUCAUUUUUGUAUUAAAUGAUUAAAAUGAAAUACCAGGAGUCUAAAGUUCUAUUACUCUGGUUUGUACACGUUUCCUAGUUUAACUGAAAUGUUCCAAUAAAAUUAUAAACUAA
Messenger RNA from Rhineura floridana, 9541 nucleotides. Its product is annotated as E3 SUMO-protein ligase RanBP2-like. The transcript is spliced from 29 exons. Gene Ontology annotation, molecular function: protein binding; peptidyl-prolyl cis-trans isomerase activity; GTPase activator activity. Lineage: Eukaryota; Metazoa; Chordata; Lepidosauria; Squamata; Rhineuridae. Gene Ontology annotation, biological process: protein folding; protein peptidyl-prolyl isomerization; NLS-bearing protein import into nucleus. Gene Ontology annotation, cellular component: intracellular membrane-bounded organelle; cytoplasm; nuclear pore. The coding region runs from base 191 to 9205 and encodes 3004 amino acids. The record is from RefSeq and is a predicted model, not a curated record.